UUUUAGAAUGUUGUGAACACAUACAGUUUUUCGUUAAAAAGUAUUAUUCUUUUAGAUAAUUUAGUUUUGUUAGUGAAUGUUUCUGCAUAUAUUAUAUUUAAGUUCCAUAUGAAGAGAGUGCGGUUUGAAACCCCUUUAAAACUACGAGAUACAAACAUAAUGAAUUAUGAUUCGGAUUGUCAUUCUCCUCGACCUUACAUAGAUAAAGGGAUAAAAUCCAUACCUUUUCAAUCAUGCAAUGAUGGGCCACGCUUGUUGCCUUAUUCAAAUGACUUGAUACAAAGAUUUGAAUGUGGGAACAGUUCACCGUAUGCCACAGUGAAAAAGACAAUACCUUCACUAAACUUUCCAACGGUUGGUAAUCAGCAAACCCCUUCCAGUGACCUUGAUUUGAGCGUGUUGGAUUAUACGUGUCAGGAACCCCGAAAUAAGCCUCUAAAAAUAUUUUCUGAUGUAACGGCUGACGCGUGUGUUAACGUACAAAACAUACCAAAAAAUAUUUUGACUAACAAGACGAAUUUGGAUCCUCCAAAUGUUCUCAGCAAGGGUGACGACUUUUUUUUAAAAAGAGAACAACUUGGGAAAAUGAGGGAAGUAUAUCCAUUAUGUGAGCAAGUUAAUACAUUGAGUUUAGAAAAAGAAAACAAUCCAUUAGUAAAGAAAACAGAAAUAAUGAAAUUAGGAAAUUUAAAUAAAAAUAACAUGGUACCCCAUUCAGAACAAGAGCCCUUUGUUGUUUCACAAAAUGAUAAUUACUGCAAAUGUCAUCACUGUGUAAAAACAAGUACUCCUUAUCAUUUAAUGCCGUCAUGUAUAAAAUAUAGGGAGGAAAACCAAGUCAACCAGUGCUGUUGUACAUUUCCAGAUGCCAGAUCAUGCACUCAUAGUAACUAUAACAUGCAAGUUGUAACUCCACAGCCUAAAUGCAAUUGUAGUAACAAAUCACCUGUUAAUGCAGUAGACAAAAAGAACUGGGCUUUAGAAAAAUAUGAACAGAGUAAUAGAUCUGAGUGUUUAGACUUAGAACAACAAAACACCAUUGUAAGGGAAAAGAGAGAGCCCACUGUAACAGAUCUAUAUAAAAUAAUAAAGCUACAAAAUGAACAAUUGCAGUUAUUACAAGGGAAGGUAGAUAAAUUCAUAGCUGCAAGUAGAAAAGAGAAUAAUCAAGCAAAUCCACCUCUCCAAAACUAUGUUACUGAACAUGUUACUUUGAAAUCAGUUGAUAGUGAAGAACAUAAAAUAUCCAUUGGUGUUAUGACUAGUUUUGAAAUGGUUCGAACAUCUACAGUUAUCAAUAAAGAAGUAAUAAAGCAAAGUGAAGCGCAGAUACAAUGCAAUAGAUCACAAAUAAGUAUAAAAGAAGUUGUGUCUAAAGCGCAGCCUGUUAAUAUUAAUUUUUUAGAUGGAAUAAGUAAGAAAAAUGACACAAAUUCGUCUAUUCAUAAUUCUGCCGUCAACAAUGAUGAAAUGACAAGGAAUACUGGCUUUGAGGAUAAAACGUUUAAUGAGCUCAGUUUGUAUAAUGUCCAAGUGGAUAAUGCCACCACUCCUAUGAUGUCUCCAGAACAAAGCAUGUAUUUGGACGUUAAAGAUUAUAGCGAUUCAGACACAGAAAGUGAUGAUCCAUCCAAUGUUGGCUGGACUUAUUAUAAUAAAGUAAUGACGCGAGUAAAUGGAAUGCUACAAGAUUCUGAUAUGCCUUCAUCGGCUAGUGCUCUGUACAGAAAUGCUAAGCAAAAAUGUCUGAUGCAAAUUGACAAAACCAAUGUUAGUGUGACUAAAAGAGUGACAUUUGGAGAAAAUCCAAUACAAAUGCAGCCACCCCAAAUGACUACAGCUACAACUGAUACAAGUUUAAAAAUGAACCAGUUAGCUGCUAAAUACCUUCAAAAUGGCCAACAACUAGGGAAUGUUGUCUCAAACAAAACCACGGCAUCAACUGAGAUGUCUUUUGCUACGAAAAAUUAUAUGGAAAGGCAUAAAAUACUACAAGGUAACCACACACAGCCACAUAGCCUGCAGCCACCAAAGCCGCAACAAGAAAUACCCAAAUUUUUGGAUAUAACAGUAUUAAAGCAACAACCUAAGUUAUUAUAGAAUAUACUUUUGUAUACUUUAAGGUACAUUUAGAUGAAUAAUUGUAUAUUGUAAUGAAAUAAAACAAUUAAUUUAUAGAACA
Molecule: messenger RNA, 2182 nt
Organism: Colias croceus (clouded yellow)
Lineage: Eukaryota; Metazoa; Arthropoda; Insecta; Lepidoptera; Pieridae
Exons: 5
Coding region: 109-2100 (663 amino acids)
Source: RefSeq, a predicted model, not a curated record